Messenger RNA from Mustela lutreola (European mink), 4052 nucleotides. RefSeq names its product TAFA chemokine like family member 3 (gene TAFA3). NCBI's taxonomy places the organism in Eukaryota, Metazoa, Chordata, Mammalia, Carnivora, Mustelidae. Gene Ontology annotation, biological process: neuroblast differentiation; negative regulation of microglial cell activation; regulation of neuroblast proliferation. The record is from RefSeq and is a predicted model, not a curated record. Gene Ontology annotation, molecular function: receptor ligand activity. The transcript has 6 exons. The coding region runs from base 425 to 919 and encodes 164 amino acids.
AGCCUAGCGCUCUGCGCUGCGCGGGGAGCUGUCCGGGAGGAGGCUGUGGUGCCCGCGGCGGGCUGGCGGAGCGGGGACGGUCCCCGGCCCCAGAAAGGAGGCGGCGGCUGCAGGCUCUCUGGCCUGCCGGCGGGAGCCUCCAAAACACCGCGGCUGGUCUCGCAGAGCUGGCGUGGUGGGCCAGGAGGUGCCCGUGCGCGGAGUAGGGCCGGGCAUGACCGUGAUGCCAGUUUGGCCAAAGCUCCGCCGCCUCGGGGACGCGGCAGCAACUAGGUGAGGAACACGAGGCUCCUGGCUCGACAGCACUCGCGCCGGCCGCUCCCGCUUGAAGUCCGCCUUUCGGAGUCUUGGUGCCGGACUCAGAGGUGGAGUAAGUCUGAGGCCUGUGAAUGAACAGACAGAAGCUGGAAGAUCCCCCAAAAAGAUGUGUGAGAGGACCUCUCAGAACCGGAGCGCGGGCCACUGGCUGCUGGCACUUUCCCUGGCCUGGCUGUGGACCCUCCUCGCCUCACAGCCGCCAACUCCCACAGGUCUGGGGCAGGCGACACAGACUGGGGGAGGGUUUCCCUGGAGGCCUGGAGAGCCGGGCACUGCUCCUCCCCAUUCUAGAGCCCGCCGAUCGCCAAGGCCGGUCGUGGUGAAGCAGGGCGCCUGCGAAGUGAUUGCGGCUCAUCGCUGCUGCAACCGGAACCGCAUCGACGAGCGCUCCCAGACGGUCAAGUGCUCCUGCUUUUCCGGCCAGGUGGCCGGCACCACCCGCGCAAAGCCCUCCUGCGUGGACGCCUCCAUCGUCUUGCGGAAGUGGUGGUGUCAGAUGGAGCCCUGCCUGCCGGGGGAAGAGUGCAGAGUGCUCCCGGAUCUGUCAGGAUGGAGCUGCAGCGGCGGACACAAAGUCAAAACCACCAAGGUCACACGAUAGCUCUUGGGUCAUGUGUUGGACAGGACAGCUUGACUGAGCCAUGGACUGAAGAAUGGUAUUAUUAUCAGCCAGCAAAAGUGGAGAUUCACUUACCUGGACACAUGCCCUGUGCCAAGUGCAGAAUCACUCUUCUCAGGGGGCAUCUCAGUUGAGUUACUCAGCAGAUAAGGACAGAUCUCUGGCCACAUACCUGGUGUUGUGCUGGGUUCUCCUGGGGGACCCAGAAGAAGGUCAAGAUACAAUUCCUGCCCUUGAGGAAUGUCCAGUCAAGUUGGAGAGUUGUUGAAAGACAAUUCAGCUAAUUGAGGUUAAAGCACAUGGUAUGGGACUUUACCAUGCAGACCGUAUAUGGGUCAUGUGCUGUGGACAUGUUGGGGGUGUGAGGGUGAGACCCCCAUGACCCUUUGGCCAACCCCUCAGCUCAAGGCAAGAAGACAAGAAGUCACAUUCACCACCUGCCACAUCCCUCUCUCACGUCAGUCUGAACACCCAGCAAGCUGCCAACAUGCCCAAGGAAAACCUUUCCCCCAUGAGAGACCAACUGUACCUCAUUUGCAUGGGACUGGGUUGACUUGGGGAGUGAAAGCUGACAUGAAGCCAGACAACUUUCUAGCAAAGCUCUGCAGAGGUGUGGCCUGGUUUGGGCUAUUCAAUGGGAAUGAAACAUACAGGCCCUUAAAAUCACUCCCAUGCAAAGACCUCAAGUUUUUGUUUGUUUGCUUAUUUCAACAGAUGAGGAAGCUGAGUCCCAAAGAGGAAAGAGGACUUGCCCCAGAUCUCCCAGUUUGGGGUUCCAAAUCUCUAAGGCUUUUUGCUUAACCCAGAUACGGUAUUCCACUUGGGUCUUCCAUGUUGUUUGUAUCUCAAGAAGAGAAGCCUGCAGGGGACUGGCAGGAUAGCAGCAACAUUUUUCUUGGGAGACUCUAGAACAGGUCCCUGUUACCUGAAGUAAUCCAGAAUACUUACAUGCCAGCAUGUGGGACCAUUGGAUCUCCACUCGGCCCUCAGCCCCCAAAAUUACUACCAGGCCCCAUGGUAGCCAGAGAUCAUUCAGCCCAGUUACAUCCAGGCACUCUGAGCCGGCAGCCCCAUUGUGUCUAGUCUGGCACAUCUCUCCCAGAGGACUUAGGCUGAAUGGAAUUCUCAGAGGCUCUGGCUCUAGGAGAGGCUCUGGGUGGAGUCCAGGGCCGGUCACAGUCGUCUUCCUUCAAAGGCCCUACUAGGCCAUAGGGGAGCCCUUGCAGGGCUGGAUGGAGCCUCUGUCCAGGAUUGAGGGUUGGCAGAGUCAGACUGACAUAGGCUUUAGGGACUCAGAGACGGGGGCUAGUCGGGUAUCUCAUCAGUACAAGAAUUAUAGACUCAGUGACCGCUAGGAUCAGCUGGGAUCCACUGGGAUCAUCAGGAUCUCAGGGUGUGUGUCGGGGGCAUGGAGCUUGAAGGGAAGGGUGUCAGCAGAGACCAACCAGGACGAUGCUGACCUCUGACCCCCGGAUGAUAAGCUGAGGCUGAACCUCAGCCCAUCAUUGCUGCUUCCUCUUCUUCCCCAAGCAGUAGAACCAAGACCGUUCACUUCACUCGAGGGUGUUUUUCUUGUUUUUGUUUCGUUCUGGUUUGGGCAAUGGGGUGGAAAAUGAUGCCCCACAUGGUGGGGUCAGGGAGUGGUGUAGUCAAGGAGUAGGUCCGAGGUUGUCAGCUCUUCCUUUAAGACUGGGGAAUGGGCUAGGGGGUUAGCAAACUUUCUGGAAAGGGCCAGAUAGCAAUUAUUUUAAGCUUUACAAGCCAUAUACAGUCUCUGACAUGUUUUUCUUUGUUGUUGUGUGUUUUGUCUUUAAAAAAAGCCUUUUAAAAAAUGUAACAACCAUUCUUAGCUCAAGGGCUGUACAAAACCAGACCCCAGGCCGUUUUUGGAAGGUUGCCAGUCCUUGUGAACCUUUGAAGGCAGGCUUCUAUGCAGCUUGGGGCUGCCUCCCAGCCUCCUGGCCUGCCUUCGGUGAAGUGGAGGGGCUGGGUUGGGUUUUGUUUUCCUUCUAAUGCUCCUUGAGAGAUUGGUGACUGAAUUAUUUAGACUACAAAUGAGGCAGCUUUAGCAGAGUCACACAAUAAAGGCCUGCUCUUCUGAAAGCCAGGAUGUGGGCUUCUCUACUCCCUCCCCAUCCCUUGAGACUGUAUACAGGAAAAUUUGGGGGUGGGGGACAGCCCCUUGCCCAUUUGCUGCAUCCACAGGCUGCUGGGGUAGGAGCUGGGGGAGCCCGAGAGAGUGAGGAUGAUGCUGUAUAAAUUCCCCCCACCAGCUGCCCACCAGCACCAGCCCCUGCCUCAGCCAGAGUGCUGAUUCCCUGAUCCUCCCUGAGGUCCCUCCUCUGUGCUUGCAGAGAAAGCCUCUUUCCUCUGGCACUCGAAUUUGCCUCCAUUUCCUCAUGACCCACUCAUCCAUUUAUUUGGUGGGAUUUGAGGGCUGUCCUUUAUCUGGCUGGAAGAGCUUCACACAACACAGGAGGGACUAGUGGAGAAGAGAAAGCCUCCCACCUCCAACAGUAGCUCUCUAGAGUCCUGUUUCCAACUGAGUCAAUAUUUUUGGCCAUUUUGUAGCGACUUUAAUGGAAGUUUAGGAAUGCAAAUUAAUUUUCCUGGAGCAGAGGGGUCCUGGAGUCAUUUGUCUCUGGGCUGGGCUCUCAGAUUCUCUCAGGUUAGCUAGUAUGCCCCCGCCCUCAGCUGCACAAGCCUUAGGAAGGUUGUCAAGUACCAGAGAUCAUGUGGUUAAUUUCUGUGACCUCCAGUGGGUUUCAUUAAGUUCUAUGAGUGACAUUGUCACUAAUUGCCCCAGACAGUUGCCUCAGGUUGAGGCUGUAGCUAGAUCAGUUAGCCAACUUUCUCAUUUGACAGAUGAGGAAAGGGAGUCUCUGAGAGGUUAGGUGAUUGGCUCAAAGUCACAUAGCAAGGUGGUGGUACAUCCAACCCAGUGAUCCAGACAAGUGUUCUUGGCUGUACAUUGCCUCUGUACUUCCAUACAGAUGAGGAACCUGAAAAGAAGCCAAGGAUGGUUGGCAAGGAGUCUCAUUCUACAAUCUCCAAACCCUGUGCGUGCAAGAGGACAAAUGAAGAAUGGGAAGCAUUUAGAGAUAUUCACAGAAAG